This is a messenger RNA of Fusarium verticillioides 7600, 3264 nucleotides long. RefSeq lists its product as hypothetical. Bases 1 to 3264 code for a protein of 1087 amino acids. The record is from RefSeq and is a predicted model, not a curated record. The transcript has 2 exons. Lineage: Eukaryota; Fungi; Ascomycota; Sordariomycetes; Hypocreales; Nectriaceae.
AUGCCACCUGUGCCCCCUUUGCCACACAUUCCCGAGAGACUUAAAGUACAUCUCACACCCAGCGUUUUGGACAAGAUUAAAAAGAGAAUGCGCUAUCAGUCUGAUAGAUCCGAAAGGACAGACCAAAGUGGUGUGUCGUUCCAGGCACAGAACCAGCACGUGGGCACUUCCACUACACGCAAGUCAAGUGAUAGGAAGCGCUGGCCGUCUCUGAAAGCAAACAUCUCGGAGCCAAUAUCUAUCAUAGGCCCAUUUUCGGGAAGUUUGAACUUUGAAGCCAACAGCUAUGAGGCCCCUAAUCCAUCUUCGAGCCCACUACAGAGUCCCAAAUCACCCCCGAGGCAGAUCACUGUGGGGGGAGGCACCUUCCGGCCUUUCCACAGAAGGGGUAGAAGUGCUGGACUGAGUUGUCAACUUACGAAACCACGUCUCUCGCCUAUGGAGUACUGUCGAACGUACCUGAUUGAGAAGCACUUAUCCGACAGUGAGGAUCGACCAUGCGAACUCCCACCCCCCAGCAAACACUGGUUCUGGACGAACUACUACAAGCAAUUUCUGGUAAUACCACAAAUACCAAAAGUAAUCCGGCGUGAUUUGGAGCCUAUGUCUUUUGGAUUCAAUGUAGAAGGCACUGCCGCAGAUGAAUAUGCAGCUGAUUCUGAUGGGGAAUCAGUAUCAACUGUAAGGCCAGAAACUUAUGCCAAUGGGCCCAUGCGUCUGUCCCUUCACUUAGGUGGGGAGCCGAUUCUUCUACCCUCAUUCAUGGAUACCUUGCGUCUCAACUUGAGUAACGCUCAGGUCAAAAAGUCCUCAGAGUUGGGCAAAGAAGCUGGAGAUGGUCGCGGAUGCGCUGAUCCUGAGGAUAAGGAUAUGGUUGUGCUACGUAGAGUAUCAGCUGGGGGUGAGGUCGAUGAUUGGCGGCCUAUGAGCGAGUAUGAACCAGACGAGAAUGAUGAGAUAGCAAGUGCGAUCUCACCAAUUGAAGCUUCAGGGGACAAUGAUUUGACUGAGGACUCAGUCAAGACCACAAUGGGCACGGGGACUGGGGCUCACUUUGCACCCUUCGACAAUGCAGCUACCCUUGAAGAUCAGCAAGCAUCAAGUUUGCCCGACCCGGGCACCCCCUUUUCUCGUCAGAGUGUCCGGAGUAAUGAUCUGGCAGGUGACCCAGAUCAAGCUGAUAGACAAUCCCACAACGACUCUGGUAGCUUCAGGCUUUCGAGGCAGUUAUCCCGUAUAUGUAAAGAGGAAAUGUUUGUUUUGGAUUUUGCCACCCCACGGCCUAGAGGCAAGACUGUUCGCUGUACUCCCCAGCCGCUGGCAACAACAGACACACAGAGUCCCCUUGCUCGUUUCCCUAUUGCAGUUCAGCCAACUCAUAGAUUGACUCCAGGAACACUUACAAAACGUGUUGUUGGUGAUUCUGGUGGUAAACUCCUUUUUGAAGAUACCCGACAACCAAGAUUAAUCCCAAGUCAGGGUGACAAGCAUCACCAAGGGCUUUCUGCGGACCUAUGGGAGGCCGACACGGAAUCAAUUAUCUCUGAACUUCAACCAAGUCCCUUGCAUAUCAACAGACGGAAACAUAGGGCUAACACUGACGAAUCUGAUCGUAGAUGGCCAAGAUUGUUUGAUAGGGGGUAUGCUGAUCCGCCCACCACACUUGAGAUGCUUAGGAUCAGCGCCUCGGCUGAGCGAGACGGUUCCUUCGAUCCCGAAGUCUUCAGAAAUGACGAUGAUAUUCCAACAGAAGGAGAUCGUACCCCUCGUGGGCUGGGACACCAAGAGCAGGACCUCCUUCAGGCGACACCUGCGCCAAGAGGCCUUCAACGUUCAGCUUCCACAAUUAUUACCCCAACACAGUCUAUGAAAAGGCUCGAACACAAAGCAUCUUUCAACCUGGAAGCUAUGGCGCAUUCAGGUUUUACCCCGGAGCAUCGUAGGGAAAGUAUUUCGAGGGAUACAUUCCCCAGGUCGGGCAUAAUGCUCAACCUCCAGAGUACUCAGGAACGUCUUGGAUGGCCCCCUCAAGAUUCUAUUGAAAUGAGGACAACCAUAACAGAGAAGCCCCCCAAAGCAAGACGCUUGCCUGAUUUGCCGGACUCUGGGCGGCAUGAACGCGCUUUUGUACCAAGAGAAUGGAUGAAGGCUUUCGCAACUACACCCCGAAAGUCUAGAACCAUGCCGCGAAACGACGGACGAACUGAGACGCAUGGGGAGGCUUCUUCCGGGGUGGAUUGGCGAAAGACUUUGUUUCAGCCAAGUGCGACCAUGGAUGAGGGAGAUGCUGAGCGUUCAACAUCGGCCACUACGCGAGACUUCUCGCAACCUCAAAAGCUCCAAAAGCCGCCAUCACGAGCGAGACUUACUCCCAGCAGCACAUACAUUUCAUCAAACCAGCAGCUCGAUCGGUCAACUCGAGCCUCGUCCUUGAUGCCUCCCGGAAGUGAGGGAGACGUUCCUGAACGAAGAACCCCAUCACCCACCGCACCACAAACCACUGUCGUUCCACGGACACCAUCCUCGAGCAUCAGUAAUAUCUUCCGCAAGCGUAUCCGUUCGGAUUAUAAUCCCCCAGCCACUCCCAGAACACCGGCUGAGCCCACCUUGGCAUGGUCCCCGUUUGUUAACUGUGAACCGGAACCACCUUGUGCGUCGCCAUGGGUCUCGGGUAAUGGCGAAGGGAAAAGAGAGAAAGAAAAACGAGCGGCAUACUUCAGGGACAAGGUCGAGCGUGAGUUUCAGAACAGACAAUCGCCAAAGAGAUCCAGUCGUAAGGAUUCACUCGAAAGGGCGGCUAAUGGGGACUCUGUUCAAAACGACGUCACCGCCAAUAAUAGGACGAGUAAAGAGAGUCUUAUACAGUGGAAGCAGUUCCUCGAAGACGCCCCGGAACCGCUUUUCUCAUCACCCAGACCGCCUGUACCACCUCUUCCUUCUGAGACUCAACUAAACCUCGCACUCGGUCGACCUCCCAGACAGAUACAAACCACUACUGGGGCAACCGCGCGGGUUGAAGUGACUCCAGCUGCUACAUAUCGAGACAAGAAACCCCAGGGGCUAACAGUAGAGACACACAAGCUUCGUAAAGCAAUGCGUGAGGGGGCACAGACCCCAAGCAAAAACAAAUCGACGACGCCCGGAAGCAGCUUCAGGUCUACGUUUCGUUUGGAGGCAAGACGAAUGAGCUUUGGUCGACCAGCGGCGGACCACGAACCCCAGGGUAAAGACCGAGGAACCGAGACUUUUCCAAGAUGCGAGUGA